Messenger RNA from Vigna angularis (adzuki bean), 1279 nucleotides. RefSeq names its product tetraspanin-6. The record is from RefSeq and is a predicted model, not a curated record. Gene Ontology annotation, biological process: auxin-activated signaling pathway. The transcript is spliced from 3 exons. NCBI's taxonomy places the organism in Eukaryota, Viridiplantae, Streptophyta, Magnoliopsida, Fabales, Fabaceae. The coding region runs from base 211 to 1062 and encodes 283 amino acids. Gene Ontology annotation, cellular component: plasma membrane; plasmodesma.
ACUAACUUCCUUAGUAACUAAGAAGGACAAUCUCAUUUCAUUUGCUCAUUUUCACAUCCCCCAACAAAAGUUAGAGUUUGAAGCACAACAUAAACAAAGCAAAUUGAGUGUCACCUUUUUAAAUGGGAAACAAAGCUGAAGACAGAACAAGAAGCAGCUAACAAAUGACAAAGUAGAGAUAGAGUUAGAGUUAGAGUGAGAGUGAGAGACAUGUAUAGGUUCAGCAACACAGUGAUCGGGUUCUUGAACUUGUUUACACUUUUAGCAUCCAUACCAAUAAUUGGAGCAGGUCUAUGGAUGGCAAGGAGCAGCAUAACCUGUGAAAAUUUUCUCCAAACCCCUCUUUUGGUUAUAGGAUUUGUUGUGCUGGUGGUAUCACUGGCAGGCUUCAUUGGUGCAUGCUUUCAUGUGGCAUGUGCACUAUGGUUGUACUUGGUGGUCAUGUUGUUGCUCAUAGCAGCACUGAUGGGUUUGACCAUAUUUGGUUUUGGUGUGACUAGCAAGGGUGGUGGUGUUGAAGUGCCUGGAAGGGUGUAUAAGGAGUAUCAUCUUCAGGAUUACUCACCAUGGCUGAGGAAGAGAAUACAGGAUCCUCGCUAUUGGAGCACAAUCAGAAGCUGUAUUUUGGGGUCUAAAACUUGUGAAAAGCUUGCCUCUUGGACCCCUCUUGAUUACAUGCAGAGAGAUAUGUCUCCAAUACAGUCUGGAUGUUGUAAGCCACCAACUGCUUGCACUUACAACAUGGCAGCAAUGAUGAUGACACAAGACCCUGAUUGCUACAGGUGGAACAAUGCCCCCAAUUUGCUCUGCUAUGAGUGUGAUUCUUGCAAAGCUGGUGUGCUUGAAGACAUAAGAGGGAAUUGGCACAAGCUCUCGGUUCUCACUGUCACCAUGCUUGUGCUUCUCAUAGGAAUUUAUUCCAUUGGCUGUUGUGCUUUCAGAAACACAAAAAGAGCUGAAACGGAUUAUCCCUAUGGUGAAAACAGGAUGACCAAAGUUCGACCCAGAUGGGAUUACCAUUGUUGGAGGUGGUUACAUGACAGAAGAGAACAACUUUAUUAGAAGAGAAACUCUGCUAUGAGCCAUGUUUGGGUGCUCCAUUCCAUAGUGGAAGAAUUCAGUAGUUUCUCAGUGUAUGGUGUAGAAGGCCUAAAGGCCUUUGUUUCUACCACCUUUCCCAAAUGGUUGCUUUUGUAUGUAUAAAGCAUAAUUAUGCUUUUUGUGCAAUUACUUUAUUUUGCCUUUUCUCAUUAGUGAAUGAUGGUUUUUAAUUUUAAUA